Choloepus didactylus (southern two-toed sloth) is the source of this 1581-nucleotide messenger RNA. Its product is annotated as acidic mammalian chitinase-like. NCBI's taxonomy places the organism in Eukaryota, Metazoa, Chordata, Mammalia, Pilosa, Megalonychidae. Gene Ontology annotation, molecular function: chitin binding; chitinase activity. The transcript is spliced from 11 exons. Gene Ontology annotation, cellular component: extracellular region. The coding region runs from base 101 to 1504 and encodes 467 amino acids. The record is from RefSeq and is a predicted model, not a curated record. Gene Ontology annotation, biological process: chitin catabolic process; carbohydrate metabolic process.
AGGGAGCCAGGUGCAGGUGGGAGGGUCUGUAGUGCACCCUAUAAAAAGCACUUGAGAGCACACUGAGGCUUGGAAAAAACAUCCAAGACUUCCCAUCAAAAUGGACAAACUGCUGAUUCUUGCUGGGCUGGCCUUGCUGCUACAGCUGGGCACAGCAACCAAAAUCGUCUGCUACUUCACCAACUGGAGCCAGUACCAGGAUGGGAUUGCCCGCUACAUGCCCCAGGAUAUAGACCCCUGCUUCUGCACACACAUCAUCUAUGCCUAUGCUGGCAUGGAAAAUAACGAGAUCAAAACCACCGAGUGGGAUGAUGAGCCUCUCUAUGUUGGCAUCAACGGCCUCAAGGAUUACAACUUGAAACUGAAAACCCUGCUAUCUGUUGGUGGCUGGAAAUUUGGAACCCAGGGAUUCUCUGAUAUGGUCACCACUGCUGAGAACUGCCAGACCUUCAUCCAGUCGGCCAUACAGUUUCUGAGGAAGUACAACUUUGAUGGGCUGGACAUUGAUUGGGAGUACCCGGGCAAUCGUGGGAGCCCAGCUAACACACAGCAGCUCUUCACUGUCCUGUUAAAGGAAAUGUAUGAGGCUUUUGAGCAAGAAGAAAUCCAGAGUAAGAAGCCCAGGUUGCUGAUUUCUGCUGCUGUGUCCGCUGCAAAAGGAAUCAUUGAGACUGCCUAUCAGAUCCCUGAGAUAUCCAGGUACUUGGACCUCAUUAACAUGAUGACCUAUGACCUAAGGGGCUCCUGGGAGGGCUUCACAGGAGAGAACAGCCCCCUGUCUGCAGGACCCAAUGACCAAGGAGACUACCAGUUCCUAAAUGUGGAUUAUGCAAUGAACUACUGGAAGGACCAAGGUGCCCCUGCUGAGAAGCUGAUGGUGGGCUUCGGGGCUUAUGCCCGCACCUUCACUCUUGCUAACCCUGCCAACAACAUGCUGGGUGCUCCCACCUCUGGCCCCGGGACAGCUGGACCCUACACUCAGGAUGCCGGGACUCUUGCCUACUUUGAGGUCUGCUCCUUCCUGGAAGGGGCCACGGAGGUAUGGAACACCCCCCAGCAGGUGCCCUACGCCUACAAGGAGUACCAGUGGAUCGGGUACGAUAACCCCAAGAGCUUCACCCUCAAGGCCGAGUGGCUGCUGAGGUACGGCUUUGGAGGGGCCAUGUUGUGGGCCAUAGACAUGGAUGACUUCACGGGCUUGUUCUGUGGACAGGGAAAAUACCCUCUCAUGAACGCUCUCAAAUAUGCCCUUGGUGUCUCCACUUCCAGUAAGUUGCAGAGUGCCUGCCUCUACUCUAGGUGCCAGCAGUGGCCCGCAUCGUCACUGUGGCUACCUAUGGGUGGCAGCUCUAGAGGAUCCUGUGCAGGAAAGUCCAAUGGCCUCUAUCCCAGACCCACCAGCAUGAACAUCUUCUACAACUGCGUGAAUGGGUACACCUAUCAGGAGGCUUGUCAGCAAGGUCUGGUCUUGGACACCAGGUUUUCUUGCUGUAACUGGUCUUAAAUCACCCACCUUUUGGAGCCUUUGGGGAUUACAGGAGAGAAGAUGAUUAAAUGAAAGUUUUGCAUAAGAAAGCCAAA